ACUCUGGGGUCCCUUGUAAGUCCUGGAGAAACAGAUGCAGUCCUAAUUCAACCCACAGAGACCCCCAGCAAGCAGGUGCGAAAAGCGAGCUGGCGCCUGGGGCGGCCCCAUGGCCAGCCUCCGCAGCCCGAGGCUCCUACUCCACUUCAAGAUCCAGUUGCUGCCUCCUCCAGUCCCAGGGCUCAGCCUGGGAAAAGCACCCGCGAAAGUCUUCCCAACCCGCAGGACUCUGGGCCUUGGGGUCCUUGAUCAAAAGUGGUGGGCGCACAGCUCGGCGCGCCCAGCAGACUCCGUCAAAUCCUCCAGCUCAGAACACCUGGGGGUAGCUUCCUGGCCUCUGGUUUACCUGGCUGUCUCCCCCCGCCCCCCACACCUCUUCCACUUCGAGGGGAUUCAGGCCCGGAACGGAACGUCCGUCCCAAGAACAGAGCAUCAGACGCCGUCUACUCGCCGGCGCCCCUCCUCCGUGCAGCUGCCGGCUCAGCCUCCCGGCUCCUGGCGCCGACCUCCGUCCGCUCUCCCUGCCUCGGCGUUAGCACCCCCUGGUGGACAGUGCGGGGUACGGACGGCUCUGCUAGACUGGCGGCGGCCCCCGCAGCCUUCGCGGGACCCAGACAGCAGACCGCCCUCUUCACACUACAUCGGCCUGUCCCUCCCAACCUCCCUACUCCACCCCAAGACCCACCCACCUCCCUUCACCCAGCCUGCAGGAUUGGCCCUCCCAUCCUUGACCCAGUCCUGUGAAGACGUAUCCUGGGGUCCAUCUGGUGCAAGAUUCCAGCCAAGUCUGGGUCUCAGCUCUCUCUGAUCUCUGCAUUGUCCUUUGUAGCAUCUGUCACAUUAUUGAAGCAC
Messenger RNA from Bubalus bubalis (water buffalo), 852 nucleotides. RefSeq lists its product as uncharacterized. The transcript has 2 exons. The record is from RefSeq and is a predicted model, not a curated record. Lineage: Eukaryota; Metazoa; Chordata; Mammalia; Artiodactyla; Bovidae. Bases 110 to 808 code for a protein of 232 amino acids.